Penicillium brevicompactum is the source of this 786-nucleotide messenger RNA. Its product is annotated as ESCRT-II subunit protein SNF8. The record is from RefSeq and is a predicted model, not a curated record. Gene Ontology annotation, biological process: protein transport to vacuole involved in ubiquitin-dependent protein catabolic process via the multivesicular body sorting pathway. Lineage: Eukaryota; Fungi; Ascomycota; Eurotiomycetes; Eurotiales; Aspergillaceae. Gene Ontology annotation, cellular component: ESCRT II complex. Bases 1 to 786 code for a protein of 261 amino acids. The transcript has 2 exons.
AUGUCUCGUCGCGGAGUUGGCCUCGGGGCCUUUGCAAAUCGCAACCAAACGACUCAAUCGUGGGCGACUCAUGGCGCUAACCUACGUUCGACACAUACGGCCUCCCUCCAGACCCAGUUGUCGGUCUUCCAGUCAUUGCUCCAUACCUUCGCGCUAGAGCACAGCUCAGAUAUCAAGUCAAAUCCUACCUUUCGGGCAGAGUUUGCGCGCAUGUGUAAUACCAUCGGAGUCGACCCACUCGCCGCAAGCAAUAUCAAGGGCAAGAAUGGUCGCCGAGGACUGGGAGAGGGCGGCAGCUUUUGGACCCAGAUUCUGGGCGGAGAUAUGAAUGACUUCUAUUUCGAGGUUGCCGUUCGUGUUGUGGAGCUAUGUAGGGAGACAAGAAGCGAGAAUGGUGGUCUGAUAGGCGUGGGGGAGUGUCGCAAACGAGUGGGGAAGGGCAAGGCGAUUGGAAGUGGACUUGAGGUUUCAGAUGACGAUAUCCUACGUGCCGUUCGAUCCCUUGAGCCCCUUGGCUCUGGGUUCUCUAUCGUCACCGUGGGUAGCAAGCAGUAUAUUCGGUCCGUUCCAAAAGAACUCAACACUGACCAGGCAACCGUCCUCGAGGCUAUUCAGGUGCUGGGAUUUGUGAGUGUUUCCAUGCUGCGGCUCAACCUGAAUUGGGAGAAAGCUCGGGCACAGACGGUCAUCGAUGAUUUGCUCGCCGACGGCCUCGUCUGGCUAGAUGCCCAGGGCCCCGAAAAAGAAUAUUGGUCGCCCCAAAACCUUCUGGAGGACAGCGGGUGA